Messenger RNA from Sorghum bicolor (sorghum), 1290 nucleotides. Its product is annotated as 20 kDa chaperonin, chloroplastic-like. Bases 297 to 1037 code for a protein of 246 amino acids. Gene Ontology annotation, biological process: positive regulation of superoxide dismutase activity. Gene Ontology annotation, molecular function: ATP binding; protein folding chaperone; protein-folding chaperone binding. Lineage: Eukaryota; Viridiplantae; Streptophyta; Magnoliopsida; Poales; Poaceae. Gene Ontology annotation, cellular component: chloroplast; mitochondrial matrix. The record is from RefSeq and is a predicted model, not a curated record. The transcript is spliced from 6 exons.
CCGCCGGAGCAGCUUACCCCGCCCAAAUCCAUCGAAACUCCCGUGCGCAAGCCCAAAUCGGAGCAGGGUAACCGGGCGGCCGCGGCGCAGCGGACGCGAUAGCGUUGGGGAUAAAAAGUGCGGGCUGGGAUUUUAGCUCGCCAGCGCCGCUGCUCUACCUCUCUAUACUCUCCUCUCCUAGCAUAGGGUUUAUCUUCUCCCAUCCUCUGCCCCCCCAACUCGCUUCUCGCACACGGCAGCCGGAUUCCGAAGCAACCCCAGGCAUAAGCUUCUAAUCGUUUAGAGAGCACUCGAGAAUGUCGUCCGUGCAGCUCUCUGGUGCCGGAGUCGCGGCUGUGGCCUUCACGAACAAGAGCCUCGUCUCUCAGCCCGCAGCUCUCCGGGUCUGCUCGUCAAGGCGCUCGGUCCGUAGCCUGGUCGUGAAGGCUGCCACCGUCGUCACCCCAAAGUACACUUCACUGAAACCUCUGGGAGAUAGGGUGCUUGUGAAGCUUGGUGCCGCAGAGGAGAAGACAGUUGGUGGCAUCUUGCUUCCAUCUACCGCCCAGACCAAACCACAAGGAGGUGAGGUUGUUGCUGUUGGAGAGGGAAGGACCAUUGGAGACAAGAAAGUAGCGGUUGAUAUAAAGACUGGAGCACAAGUAGUAUACUCAAAGUAUGCUGGCACUGAGGUUGAAUUCAAUGACUCAAAGCAUCUUAUUCUCAAGGAAGACGAUGUCAUCGGUAUUCUUGAGACAGAUGAUGCGAAGGAUAUGAAGCCUCUCAAUGACCGUGUUCUCAUCAAGGUUGCAGAAGCUGAAGAGAAAACUCCUGGGGGCCUUAUCCUCACUGAAACAGCUAAAGAGAAGCCGUCCAUCGGAACGGUUGUAGCUGUUGGCCCGGGUCCUCUGGACGAGGAAGGCAAGAGGCAGCCACUGUCAGUGCCGGCGGGCAGCACGGUACUGUACUCCAAGUAUGCAGGGAGCGAGUUCAAGGGCGCUGAUGGCACGGGCUACAUUGUGUUGAGAGCGUCGGAUGUGAUGGCUGUCCUGUCUUAAGCCUUGCGUUUCCAGCUCUUUCUGUAGUUUGCAGCCAAUAGUUGUGAAGUGGUAUGAAACGAUCGCUUUGUGGUGAUCAUCACAAAAUGCUGAUACUGUUCCGGACAAUCGGCUAGAAUUUGGGUCGACACGAGUUACGGGCUACCUGUGAGCUUAUAAACAUCAGCAUCUGAUAGUGAAUUCACUCGGUUGUUUUUACAAAGGAUAUUUUGGGUGUGAUGAAGUCACUCGGUUCUUUGCUGUUUUCUUACUA